Tyto alba (common barn owl) is the source of this 7198-nucleotide messenger RNA. It is a transcript of the gene MIPOL1, whose product is annotated as mirror-image polydactyly 1. The transcript has 13 exons. Bases 236 to 1585 code for a protein of 449 amino acids. The record is from RefSeq and is a predicted model, not a curated record. Lineage: Eukaryota; Metazoa; Chordata; Aves; Strigiformes; Tytonidae.
CGGACAGACAGCCGGCCGGCCGGACAGCCGUCUCCCGGGAAGGCGGGCAGAGCUGGGAGGGUGGCGUGGAGUACCUGAGGUGAAGCCUGCCCAGAACAAACUCAGCUAAUCCAAAAGUAAAUGAGGAACUUAGGAAAAGAUUGCCAACUCCAAAUCAACACAGUUACACAGAAUUGAAAAAGAAGCAUACAGCUUCAUUUGAGGGAUUCUUGUAAGGAACUCAGUGUUCUGCAAUAUGAGCUCUGAAAUCUUCAAGCAAAAACUGGAUUCGGUGCCAGAUCAAACAAGUUCAGAAGAACAAAUGGAGAACUGGUCAAAAGAAACACACGUCUUGGGAAAGAAAAAAGAAGACUUUUGUGUUGAGUUUCAGUUUCAUCAGAAUUCUCAGAAAAACCCAGAAUUUUUCAUCCAGGCAGAGGCUGAAGCACUGAAACUUUCAGAUUUGCCAGUAACCAGACAAAGAGGAGGAGUCCCAAAUGACUGUAAUUCCAGUCCUGAAGAAUUAAGUACCAUAGGAAGAAAAACUAACAGAAUGCUGCCUGAAUUUAUAUCCUCAUGGAAGGAUGCUGCAGAUUUAGGUGGAAAAAGAGAAACUGCAUUCCUUUUAAAAGAAUUGGACACUCUUAGGGCCAAAAAUAAAAAGCUUCAAGAUAAGCUAUCUGAAAAGGACAAGGAACUGAAGACAAUAAAACUGGACUUAGAACUGCAAGAGAGCGCUACAGAAGCUAAGAUUGCAGAAAAGAUUGCAGCUCUGGUGGAAGAAGUUUAUUCUGCUCAACGGGAACGUGAUGAGGCUGUUAUGGCAAGGCUUAGGUUAGCCAAUGAAGAGAGAGAUGAAGCAUUUCUACGAGUCCAGCGUUUAGAAGAGUCUCUCAGAGAGCUAGAAAAUAUUAACCCUGAAGAAAAUGACAUGACAUUACAGGAAUUACUGAACAGAAUAAACAAUGCAGACACAGGGAUAGAUAUACUGAAGAAUGGAGCUGUAAUUCUGAAUCGAAUACACAGGACCAAAGAACGUAAAAAGAAAAUAAUAGCUGAGGAAAUGAAUGCAGUAAUAGAACAACGGGAUGCUGCUUUGUCUCAAUGCAAACGGCUGGAGCAGGAGCUUCAUCAUCUGAAAGAGCAGAACCAGACUUCAGCAAACAACACGAGACAUCUGACUGCUGAAAACAAUCAAGAACGUGCUCUGAAGACAGAAUUGACAACCUUGCAAGAAGAAAAAGAGGCUGCUCUUCAACAGUGCAAAAAAUUAGAAGAAGAAAUCCAGACAUUGCGUGUUUAUUACAGCUUAUACAAAUCUAUGUCUGAAGGAGUGGGUCUGAAGGACCAGCUUACCUGUACUUUCGGUACUUCUGAAGGUGGACUGCAAAGCAGGGAGGAUGUUGUGACCCUUACCUACGGCCAGAUUGAAGAUCUGGCAGCUCAGCUGCAGCAAGCUCGGUCAGAGCAACAGGACACAGAGCUGAAGCUCCAGAAGGCCCUGGAGGCUUCUCGGGAGGCCAAUGAAAAAGUUCAGAAGUUGGAAAGGCUGGUGGACGUCCUGAGGAAGAAGGUUGGAGCAGGGACCAUUAGGACCGUGAUCUGAUUGAAAGCUCUAGUCUAAGGAAGCAUUCACAUCUGGUGACCAGGCUGCUUCAUUCAGCACUGUGUAAACACUAAAGCCUUAACUUAGCAAACAGUUGUUAGAAGUGGGACACUCCAGCGACAUUCCAAGCUGAGAUAAAAUCAAAUCAUAAAUGUUUAACUACUUUGCUGCUGAGUUCUGUGAUUUGUUGAAAUGUUUCACUGCAAACAUGUAUUUGUUUUUAAGCAGAUGCAUUGUGGCACUGUGUACUGUGAAAAAUUAUGUAGAUGCUUAUUUUAACAGUCUGUCCUCUCAGUGUUACUAGACUAUAGUCUGCUGCAAGACACAGCUUGAUCAUGUUUUCAAAUACUGCAGUCUUCAGGUGCAAAAUCCUGCAAAGCAGUUUCAAAAUUUAAAUCCCUUAUGUUAUUUGUGAGACUGCAAACAGUCCAGUAUUUGUAUGUUAAAUAUAUUAAUUGAUAAAGUAGGUUCACAUUCAAGAAAUAUCUCUAGCUAGUAUAUUGGAGAUUUUUUUCCUCCUUGCUCAUAGCCCGUUGAAUUGCAGCUAGUGACUGUGGCUACAUCUAAGGAAAGGAUGCAUGUAUAGGUUGAAUAGCUACUGCUAGUACAUGGCAUUUUGAGCGUAUGUUAAAAACAAAUAUACAGUUAGGUUUCACUGGAGGUACAGCUUCAUAAUUUGCAACAUGAAAGCCUUGUGACAUUGUACAGUAUCUCAGACAGUGGGGAAGGUUUCUUGUAUUGUUUUUAGUCACUUCUCUGUCCUUUCCUAUGAGGGAAAAUCUCUCAAAUAUUCAGAAACCACCUUAUGGAGUCAAAAUACUCCUUUUCAGUAUAAGGGAGGUCCCUCACCCAUUUCCUACAAGACUUUUUGUCUGCUUCUUCUAGACUUCUGAUUGCUCUGCAGUGCAGGAGUACCAUCCAGGUUGGGUUUGAGACCAGAUUGCCAACCCUCUGCUUUGUGUACUCCUGAAGUGCCCUAGGACUAACUCAAAGGCUGAUUCCACAGAGAGGGGAGAAAUUGAGGGGUGAGGAGAAAAAUUUGAGGUACACAGACAUUAUAGACCUUACAGAUACAGGAGAGUUGGACCUAGAGUUUUAUUUGUGACCCAAACAUCUCCCUGUAUUUAGUAUGUCUUUGUCAUAUGACCAAAGGUGAGCAGAAAAGUCAGAUCAGUGUUCGUAUAAACCUACUGAAGAAGGCAGCUCUAAUCUCCUAACAGCCCAAAUUCAGGAAUGAAUCUCAGGAGCAUGGUGGGCUUUAAGCUACUCCUAGGACCAGCCAGCUCAGGUAGGGUGGAUGUAGCUCCUAAGGCUUCCGCUUGGCUACUCUGCUUUGUGUUUAACGUUGUUAUGCUGUCUUCCAUCUUAAUGUUUGCUUGUAGAGGUAUCAUGAUAGGACAGUCUUACUGAAGAAAACGAAAUUUUAAUUUUGGAUAGAAGGAGACAUUUCAAUGCCUGUUCUUCCUUUCAAGCACUUCCAUGUUAAACUUUAAUCAUCUGCAGACCUAAGCUCCUCCUAGUUUCAGUCAACCAAACCUAACCCCUUGCAGGGAGAUGAGUAGCAUUCCUCCAAGCCAAAUUUACCCAACUCACUUCUAGAAAUUUCUGAAGUGCUCCUUUUUGACCUUUGGUCAAUCCUAAGAUAGCCAGUGAGUCUGGAGUCUCUCCCCAACACCUAUUCAGUAGGAAGAAAGUUUAAUGCUUCCAGACCAGAGGACUGCCACCCUCCAGCUCCCAGCCCCCUCACCAUCUCCUGUGUGCUGCUGUCCAGAGCUUGGGUGACUCAACUGCUCUUUUUCCUGAUGGUCUCAUUGAGCUUCAGGGUGCCAGGUGAAAGACGAGAUCCCCUGAGCUGUCAGUGCUGUUGAACUAUUUCUGCUCUAAAGAUUAAAGAUAAAAAUGUAAGGACUACUGUACUGUGCUAGACCAAAGUCCAGCUAGCCCAAAGGCUGCCUUUGGCAAUAACUGGUAGAAGAUGCCUAGGAAAGGGUAUAAAGUCAGGCCAGCACUCUUGACAUUUCUCCCAAAUAGUCUCUCAGCAAUUUGUUGUUUAGGGGCUUUUUGAGCCAGAGGUGGUAUCUUUGUACUUAGCAGCAUUUUUUCAUGGCCUGGUUUUGAAUCCAUUUAAACUUUUAAUAUCUACUCAUUCCUCUCAUGAGGACUUAUGCAGUUAACGAUGCUUGAGUGAAGAAACAGUUCCUUCUCUUUGUUAUGAACAAGCUCUAUUAAUUUGCUACCACCUAGUUUUUGUAUUCGAGAAACAGUGAACAACCAUUCCAUGUUCAUAUUGUUUCCAUGUCCCUUGUGAUUUUACAUAUUUGGCAUCCUUCCCCCACCAUCUCUUUUCCAGAGGGAGCCCCUAGUCUCUUGUAAAGAAUCUGUCUCAUGUUUUUAAUUGGCCUUGUCAUACUAAUCUAUUUCUUUUCAAGAUCUGCAUUGUUUUUACUGAGAUACAACCAGAUUUGUGCCUGAUAUUCAAGAUACAGAUAAAUUGUGACUUUAACAGUUGUCAUAAUUAUGUUGUCAGUUUUAUUCUCUAUGCUAUUUGUAAUCAUUUUUAACAUUGGAUUUGCUUUCUUGGAAUUAAUAUUUCUGUAAUAAUAAUAAUAAUAAUAACAACUCUAGUUCUCAUUGCUCAGUUGUGAUAUUCAGCUCAGAGUUCAUCAUAGGGUGUAUGAGGACAGAACUGUUUUCUGAAUGCAUAACUUCACAUUUAUGGGUAUUGAAUGUCAUCUGUUGUUUUAGUAUGCAUUUCCUGGUGACCGUGAGCUCCUAUUCCAUCUCUUCUCACAGCUCAUCUUUACUACUCACAGUCACAUGGUAUCAUCAGCAUCUCCGUGCUGAAUAUGGUAAUAUGAAAGAUGACCGUCUCCAAAUUAACCCCGUUUUCAAGGUGAUUUCUUAGUUAAAGCAAACAACAUGGACUGUGGAACAAAGAUCCCUAUAGGACAAUAAGGUAACUUGCCUUCACUAUGACAAUGUUACAUUUAUUCUUACCCAUUGUUUGACUCUAACUUUGAACUACUUAUUUUUCAAUUUAAAGAUCUUCCCUCUUACUCCUUGGCAGCUUUGAUGAGGAAGCUUGUUUGCUAGUUUAGAAAUGCAAGUUUACUAAAUCAGGGUUUGUUUUCCAUGCAUGAAUGUGCUAAGUUCCUCCUUCCCCUAGGAGUAUCAAGAGCUUCUCACCUUCCCCCAAGUCUUUCUGCCUCUGAGCAAAUAAUCUUGUGAGUUCAGGCUUCAUACAGCAAGACUGUUUGACCUCCAGCCUCUUGUGUCCACCGGUUUUGUUUGGGAAAGUAGGAUCAGUCAGGCAAAAGCCAUCUAGCAGGCUUGAUGUCAGAUACAUCUGGUUGUGGGUAAUACUUUAUUCAGUAAAAUUAAGUGGUAAUUUUGCUUCAUAAUUUUCCUUUUUACACAUUGUACCUAAGAUGAAAAAAUAUUUCCUGAGUCUGUCUUAUGUCUUCAGUAGCCUGAAAUUCAGUGAAAUUUUUAGUUAGGGGGUUUUAUCAUCGUGUAGACAAAUUACUUUGAAUCAUAAUUAAAUUAAGUGUUGAUUUUUAAAAUUCAGCUAGAAAUGUUUGUCUUCUUUGAAAACGAGCUUGGGAAGUUUACUGUGCUGAGAGGUGAAGAUUCAGAAAUGGUUGGGUUCUCACUCUUCCUUGCUAACAACCUGGUGUGUGGUCUUUGACAAAUCCCUUAGUGACAGUCAUAAAAGGUAUGCAGCCCCUGAAGAGGUGCCUGGGCUCCUUGGGGGUUUGCAAAAGCAUCUGUGUGGCUAACGUCAAAACACUUUCUCUUCUUCACCAGCUGAAGUGAACAGCAAAAGUCACACAGGUCCCAUAAUGCAGGCCCAGCCUAUAGUGCCCUCGGGUGAAUUUCUGGGCCCAUUGAACCCAGUCUGAGUUUUGCCUUUCAGUGUAAGGAGGGCAGGAAUUCUGGUCUGGCAAGUAGAAAUAGGCGAUAAUGAUAACGUGGGUUAAUUGGCUUUUAUUGUAUAGUUUAUUCAUUAAGAACUGAUUGAUGUCUGUGCAGAGCUCUGAAAGUGAAAAGAAGCCUGCCCCUAUACAGCAGACAUGCAAUUGUCACUUCUGUCCUGAUUUAUGAGAGAAGGAUGAGAUUGCAUCAGAUUAUGUACCAGGAGUAGCAAUUCAUUUGCCUCCCGAUGGAACAGCAGUUCAUGAUGAAAGGUGGUUCACCAUAGGCAAUGCUUAUGGUGACGGUUGUAAUUACUGGUCAAACUAGAGUCCCUGCUGUCUUGAAGAGCACUGAGAUACUUAGAAACGUCCUUUCCCUGUGAGAUUUUGUGUGUUUCUCUUGAUAGUCCUGCAGCACGUUAUGCAUUGAGAGCCAUUUCUGGUAUGUGCCAUGGUAAAAUAUGUAAAUAGCAUCAUGUUGGCUCGGGAUAAGAGUGUUAUUAAUGCUUUUCAGUACUGUAAUUAUAUUCAUAGUAAGCCUUCCCUAAGCCUUCACUAAUUAACAAUAUUGUGACAAAUCAAGUUUAACAGAAAAGAACUGUGGACCUUUAGUCAUUUAGUACUGUUUUUCAUUCAGCCCACAGCCCAAAACUGGUGGCAUGGUUUUCUGUACUAGUGUUGGGAAAACUGCUGAUAUUUGAAAAGUUCAGAGCCAGUUCAGUCUUGUUAGUGGAAUCCUGUAGAUGAAGUCAGUUUGAUUCCUCUUUAAAUAUAUUCACAAGAAAGUAAGAUCCAUUAGUUAAUCAUUAAUGUAGGGGAAUAUUAAAACUGCUUUUAUAAAUAAGCCAUCAUAUUGAAAUAGUUUAGUAAUGUCAGUAUGUUGUCAUAGGCACAUUUAUUUAUUUAUUUAUUCCAGAUCACAGGACAUUUUACAAGAUACCUUAAUUGUCAAAUUAAAUGGCUUUAUAAAUAUUCUUAUCAGGUGAUGAAGAGUUGUUUCAUGUUUAAUCCACAUACACAAAUGAACUUGCUACCUAAAUGUCAGGAUUUCUCUGUGCCUUUAUUUUCUUCAUUUAGAAUAAUUUCAGAUGAAGGAUGUUAGGUCUGUUGGGUUUUUUCUUUUUAAUUUGUAUCCCAGAAAAUUUUCCUCCCGUGCAAGAAUAAACUAUGAGGCACAUGAAAUCACUGACAGGCGGUUUCUCUGAUGCUGUGCUUGCUAUGACCGCAGCGUUACACGUACUGACUCUUACCGCUGUAACAUUUCACAUCAGGUCCGCAGAACUGGACUUUCUCUGUUUGUUCUUCUCAUGCAUUGGUAAAUAAAAUGUAUUCACAAGUCCAAAAAACCAAAGUGGUGUUCUCAUAUUAGGUUGAUUAUAAGUCAGCUGUUGAGCUUCAGUGGUCUAAACAUUUCAUUCUUCAGUUUUGUUGGGAGCACAUGUGUUCUGGGAGGCUUUUAAACAAAUACUUGAAAUGGUUGAAAGAUUUACAUUGCCAGUGCCUAGCUAAAUAUGUAGUCUUUAGAAAAGACAUGGUUUAUUUUGGCACCAUUUGAAAAACUCAAAUAUUUUAAACAUUUGUUAAGUUCGAGCUUGCACAUUUGAACUAGAAGUUUGCAUUCCAAAAUUGCAUCUCGGGUUACCUGUCUCUCUCUCUUUUGUAUUUUAUAAUCCCUUUAUUAAAAUAGUCUGCAAAAAGA